Diaporthe citri is the source of this 630-nucleotide messenger RNA. RefSeq lists its product as uncharacterized. Bases 1 to 630 code for a protein of 209 amino acids. Gene Ontology annotation, biological process: ubiquitin-dependent protein catabolic process; protein polyubiquitination; positive regulation of proteasomal ubiquitin-dependent protein catabolic process. Lineage: Eukaryota; Fungi; Ascomycota; Sordariomycetes; Diaporthales; Diaporthaceae. Gene Ontology annotation, molecular function: ubiquitin protein ligase activity; ubiquitin conjugating enzyme binding; zinc ion binding. The record is from RefSeq and is a predicted model, not a curated record. The transcript is spliced from 2 exons. Gene Ontology annotation, cellular component: ubiquitin ligase complex; cytoplasm.
AUGACUUCUGCGGCGCUGUUGCCAUUGGAAGAAGAGCGGCAGUGUGUCAUCUGCGAAGAUGAGUUCCUGCUACCCGAGGUAGAGCCCAUCCGCUGCGGCCACUUCGUAUGUUACGAAUGCCUGAUUCCCAUGUUCGAGUAUUCCCUCAGGGCCAAUGGCAUCUUCCCUACCCGUUGCUGCGGCCCUCCUCUUCGUCUCACCUUACGGGUCUUACAAACGUUGCCAGGCGACAUGAUCAGACGAUACAACGACAAGAAAGAGGAGAUGGACGCGGACGAGUUCGAAGAGAAACGCACUUAUUGUCAUGUCCCACGAUGUUCGACCUUUCUCAAGCGGCGGUAUUACAUUGGAAACGGCGCAGCGUGUCCCCAAUGCGCGGCUUUGACCUGCAUCAUUUGCAAGGAAAAGUACCAUGACCAUGGGGUGUGCAAACAAAAAGGCGGAUUGCGAGUAUCGGAGGUUGAGGAUCUCGCAGAGGCAGAAGGAUGGAAAAGGUGCCGUUCUUGUCGCCAGAUGAUUGAGCGGUUAGAGGGCUGUGCGGUCAUACGAUGUUUUUGCGGCGCGAUGCUCUGCUACAUUUGUGGAGAUCGUCCGGAUGAGUGCAAGUGCUCGUUCAGGCGCGGCGUAUAA